AUGUCUGGUGCGGCGGCGCCACCCAUGAGCAGCCUGGAUCUCUUUGCAUUCGCAGCUGCAACAUCGAACGACAAACUAUACUUUGGUUGCGGUCCAAAAUUUCCCGUUGGACUUUGUGCUUGUAAGGUCAACAAUCAAAACAACUUAUACGUAUCCGAACCCCCGUCACAAAGAGUAGGAGGUCACUUAGAAUGGCCCUGGUGUGAUUCGGCAUCCUGCAAUACCUAUUGUGGCAAUAUAGCAUUGUCUGACGCGUCAUACCAAGGGAUUCAAGAUCCUUACAACGCUAAAGAAAAGAGCUUAGAGGGGAUAAGAACAACUACCCAGGGGAAAAUUAAGGGAUGUCUGCUAAGUAAUUAUCUGUUUACUUCUCUAAUGCAAGCAUGGGGAACAAAUGCAAAAUGA
Messenger RNA from Puccinia graminis f. sp. tritici CRL 75-36-700-3, 405 nucleotides. RefSeq lists its product as uncharacterized. The coding region runs from base 1 to 405 and encodes 134 amino acids. The record is from RefSeq and is a predicted model, not a curated record. NCBI's taxonomy places the organism in Eukaryota, Fungi, Basidiomycota, Pucciniomycetes, Pucciniales, Pucciniaceae. The transcript is spliced from 7 exons.